CUUUGUCUUGAUUGGACGCUUCCAGGGACUCACUGGGAAUACUGAUGGCAUUUUACUUAGUAGCUGUUCCACAUGGAAGAUGCUUCUUUAGUAUCCCAUCUUUCUCUUGUAACCUAAAGCAGGAGGUGUGAAAUAAUCCGUAGUUGCAUUUUGCAUGAUUUGAAUUUGCUGUAAUAAUGCAGUAUUGUAGCUGGCAUGUAAAUGUAAGUAUCUGGCUUCUAUAGAGUUCAGUGGUGCAGGUGGGCUAUUGCAGUGCAAAUCGACUGUCUGCGCUAGCAGAGUUACCCUGCAUCAUCCUGACUAUUCUCUGGUUGCUUCUUCGAUUGAAGAAAGAGAAGAAGAAUUUCUUGAGUUAUCGCGUGGAUUUUCUGCUUAUGGAAUAAGUAUAUCCAUCCAUGGGUCUAACAAACAUUUGCAAAUUCAUAAGAGGAAAAGUCUUGCAAACCACUCUCUUGCUAGCGAUCAGAUUGUGGUCAGGCAUUCCUCACUCCCUCCACUUAGAAGGGGAAUAAGAAUGGAGUCUUCUUCUGCUGGAAAAUGUGCUCUCUCAAAUGGGAAGACUGAGAUUCAUUAUCCAGGAGUUAAAGAUAUAAAUAUAUUAUUUGAUGACUUAGAAGCUGCAAACAGUCCUUCCAAAGAUGAUGACUCUUUGCUUCAUGGCGGUAAUUUGACAAGCAUGUCAGAUGAAGGGAGCAGGUUGGAUGCUGAAGGCGAGGUUUUAAGUGCACCAGAGAAGAACAGAACUAAUGGAUUAUUUUUUAAUGAUGGGAAGUGUCGUAUUGACUAUAUACUGGUGUACAGAAAAUCAAGCCCCCAGUCUGAGAAAAGAGAGAUUUUUGAAAGGAAUGUACGUGCAGAAGGAUUACACAUGGAGAAAGAGUCGUCAAUCAUAAACAGUGACAUCAUAUUUGUAAAGUUGCACGCUCCAUGGGAUGUCCUUGGAAGAUAUGCUGAGCAGAUGAAUGUGAGAAUGCCUUUCAGGAGAAAAAUCUAUUACCUGCACCGCCGGUACAAGUUCAUGAGCAGGAUGGAGAAACAGUUGAGCAGGUUUCGUGGAUGGUUGCCUAAAAAGCCCAUGAGAUUGGAUAAGGAGACAAUACCAGACCUUGAAGAGAAUGACUGUUACACGGCCCCCUUCAGUCAACAGCGAAUUCAUCAUUUUAUUAUAAAUAACAAAGACACAUUUUUUAACAAUGCCACGCGAAGUCGGAUUGUGCACCAUAUUCUGCAAAGAGUCAAAUAUGAAGAAGGAAAAAACAAAAUAGGACUGAACCGUUUACUUUCUAACUGUACAUAUGAAGCUUCCUUCCCUUUACAUGAGGGAAGUUACAGAAGUAAAAAUUCAAUAAAGACACAUGGAGCUGAGAAUCAUAGACAUCUUUUGUUUGAGUGCUGGGCCUCCUGGGGAGUUUGGUAUAAGUAUCAGCCAUUAGACCUUGUACGAAGAUAUUUUGGGGAGAAGAUUGGCCUCUAUUUCGCAUGGUUAGGCUGGUAUACGGGAAUGCUUUUUCCAGCAGCGAUAAUUGGAUUAUUUGUCUUCUUAUAUGGAAUGUUUACACUAGACAGUUGCCAAGUCAGUAAAGAAAUCUGCCAAGCUACAAAUGUCACCAUGUGUCCAUUGUGUGACAAGUACUGUCCCUUCACGAGGCUCUCGGACAGUUGUGUUUAUGCCAAGGUAACUCAUCUGUUUGACAAUGGAGCAACUGUCUUCUUUGCUGUGUUCAUGGCAGUGUGGGCCACAGUUUUUCUGGAGUUCUGGAAGAGGAGACGAGCAGUUAUUGCCUAUGACUGGGACUUAAUAGACUGGGAAGAAGAAGAGGAAGAAAUACGCCCUCAAUUUGAAGCCAAAUAUUCAAAAAAAGAAAGAGUAAACCCAAUAUCAGGAAAACCGGAGCCUUAUCAAGCCUUUACAGAUAAAUGCAGCAGACUUGUAGUAUCUGCUUCUGGAAUAUUUUUUAUGAUUUGUAUCGUAAUUGCUGCUGUGUUCGGCAUUGUUAUAUAUCGUGUUGUGACUGUCAGUACAUUUGCUGCCUUUAAAUGGGCACUUAUCAGGAAUAACUCUCAGGUUGCUACCACAGGAACUGCAGUGUGCAUCAACUUUUGUAUCAUAAUGUUUCUGAAUGUGCUGUAUGAAAAAGUUGCACUCUUCCUCACCAAUCUAGAACAGCCACGGACUGAAUCAGAGUGGGAGAACAGCUUUACUUUGAAAAUGUUUCUUUUUCAGUUUGUCAAUCUGAACAGUUCAACAUUUUACAUAGCAUUCUUUCUAGGAAGGUUUACUGGGAGACCAGGUGCAUAUCUAAGACUUAUAAACAGAUGGCGACUUGAAGAGUGUCACCCCAGUGGAUGCCUUAUUGACCUAUGCAUGCAGAUGGGAAUUAUAAUGGUUCUAAAACAAACCUGGAAUAACUUCAUGGAACUUGGCUACCCAUUGAUUCAGAAUUGGUGGACACGCAGAAGAUUACGACAAGAAUAUGGACCCCGAGGCAAAGCUAACUUUCCUCAGUGGGAAAAGGAUUAUAAUUUGCAACCUAUCAAUCCAUAUGGACUGUUUGAAGAAUAUCUUGAAAUGAUUCUUCAGUUUGGUUUCACAACAAUAUUUGUGGCUGCAUUUCCCUUAGCCCCACUCCUUGCCUUACUCAACAAUAUUAUUGAAAUCCGCCUUGAUGCCUACAAAUUCAUCACUCAGUGGAGGCGUCCAUUAGCGUCACGAGCCAAGGACAUAGGUAUCUGGUAUGGAAUUCUAGAAGGUAUUGGAAUCCUUUCAGUUAUCACCAAUGCAUUUGUCAUUGCGGUGACUUCAGACUUUAUUCCUCGACUUGUUUAUGCCUAUAAAUACGGACCAUGUGCAGGCCAAGGACAAGCCGGAGAAAAAUGUAUGGUUGGCUACAUAAAUGCUAGCCUUUCGGUCUUCUUGGUCACUGAUUUUGAAAACCGCUCAGAGUCUGCAGUUCCUGGAAGGGAAUUUCCUGGACCAAAAUACUGCCGGUAUCGAGACUACCGAGACAACCCUCAUGCCCCUGAACCAUAUGCCUACACUCUGCAGUUCUGGCAUGUUCUUGCUGCACGAUUGGCUUUCAUCAUUGUAUUUGAGCACCUUGUUUUUUGCAUAAAGAAUUUGAUCUCCUACUUAAUACCAGACCUCCCAAAAGACCUAAGAGAUCGAAUGCGGAGGGAAAAGUACCUCAUACAAGAAAUGAUGUAUGAAGCAGAAUUGGAGCGAGUACAAAAAGAAAAAAAGGAAAGGAAAAAGAACGAAAAAUGUCAAAAUAAUGAGUGGCCAUAAAUCUGAAUAAUCUGGAAAAAGAUGAAAUAGCCUUCAACGAUGGCUUUCCAAGAUCUUUUGCAUGGAAACAAAAUAUAACACUGCAGCACAUCAUUCAGCUAUCAGCAACUGAUCUUUUGUGAAACUGUGUUGCAAAGGACAUUGCUCUAUUUAUUGAUACCCAACAAGCAUGUGGAUACUGAAAGACCUCUUCUAUUUUAUAUACCAAUAGACAGAAGUAUGCAAUUGGACAGCUUGGGCAUUUUUUCCACCUUUUUGUACUUUUGCAUUUUGCUUAAUGUUCGUCUAACCGAUAAUGAAUUACCAUCGCAAUUUGAUUCAUAGAGCACAUGUUCUAUUCAGUCACAAGGUUAUGGAACUGCAAAUCUGUUUACAUUGAAAUAUUUUUUGUACUUCAGAUAUUUCUGAGGAAAGUUUCUAUAAUGUUAUACAUUCUGUAUAAAUGUAAAUAAUACAAAGAUCUUAAUUAUUUGUACAUAAUCAAUCAAU
Spea bombifrons (plains spadefoot toad) is the source of this 3775-nucleotide messenger RNA. It is a transcript of the gene ANO4, whose product is annotated as anoctamin 4. Gene Ontology annotation, molecular function: chloride channel activity; protein dimerization activity. The record is from RefSeq and is a predicted model, not a curated record. Gene Ontology annotation, biological process: chloride transmembrane transport. The transcript is spliced from 27 exons. Bases 515 to 3286 code for a protein of 923 amino acids. NCBI's taxonomy places the organism in Eukaryota, Metazoa, Chordata, Amphibia, Anura, Pelobatidae. Gene Ontology annotation, cellular component: plasma membrane.